AUGGCGCAGGGAAGCGGCGGGGCGAGGCGAGGUGAAGCGGCGGGUGGAACUUUCCGUGGUGGUUUGUUGUGCGCGCACGUGGCGCUUUAUAACCCACGCGCGAAGCGGCACGACAACUUUGGUGCUAGGGAUACCGCAAUAAACUUCGCCCGGAUCCGCAGGGAGGAGCCAGCCUCCUAUACCCCCAACCAGCGUUUCGAGGACGAUUGCGACGCUGAACCCUACGUGAAGGGGAAACAGAAGAUGGGACGGACAUACGUCAAGCACCUCGAUCUCCGUUCAGACGGCACAAACCCUCAGGUCGUGGAGGAUGUUGCUCCCCUGGCAGCCGAAGUUGGCCAGGAGUUCCUGGACAAGCUGAACUUCCGGGGCCAGAAAAACAUAGCUCCGGCUUCCGACACUGGCACCAGCGAGGAGCCUCCUGCCAAGCGCUCCAAGAAGGACGGCGGUGGCAAGCCCUAUAGCAGGAAGCGGUACCGGUCUCAGAUGACGGUCGCUACCGGGCCUGCCCUGAGCCUCACCACGAGCGCCUCUGGUAUGAGGCCGGAAGCUUCUGAGGAAGCCGCCAGAACCUCUCCUCCUCCUCAAGCAAGUCCAGUACCAUCUGAAGCUGAAGACACCGGCGCCAGCAACAUCGGCGCCGGCACCGAAGAAGCGGAGCGGGCGGAACCUCCGGUUCCCCCGACUCCAAAGAAGAAGAAGAAGGCCACUGCCUUCCCCUCCGAGACCGUGCUGGAACCUUCCGCGCCAGCUGCCUCUCCUCCGGCCAAGGGAACACCGGAAACCCCUGCGCCCACUAAGGAGGCAACGCCAACUCCUCCGGCAGCUGCCGCCGGCAAACCAGCUGCCGCCGGCAAACCAGCUGCCGCCAAACCAGCUCCUCCGGAAGGCGCCAAGUUUACCGCCCAACAACUUGCUGCGGUGGUCACAGCAGCGACCUCCCCCUCCUACGGCUCGCGGUAG
Lolium perenne is the source of this 963-nucleotide messenger RNA. The record is from RefSeq and is a predicted model, not a curated record. Lineage: Eukaryota; Viridiplantae; Streptophyta; Magnoliopsida; Poales; Poaceae.